This is a messenger RNA of Girardinichthys multiradiatus, 3770 nucleotides long. RefSeq names its product diacylglycerol lipase, beta (gene daglb). The record is from RefSeq and is a predicted model, not a curated record. Gene Ontology annotation, biological process: lipid metabolic process. The transcript is spliced from 15 exons. The coding region runs from base 909 to 2939 and encodes 676 amino acids. NCBI's taxonomy places the organism in Eukaryota, Metazoa, Chordata, Actinopteri, Cyprinodontiformes, Goodeidae.
GAUCUGAGCAGGGACAUGCCCCGGCUGAUGCCUUUAAUGGUGUGCAAACCAUGUCUGGCUGGCACACACAAUUCUUGACUAAUUGACUAAUGGUGCCCACCCACUGACUGUAGUGAUUGAUUAAAAUUAUAUUUUUAUUUGGUACCAAAGAAGUCUUUUAUGUUGAUAUCAGUCACAGUGUCGAGGUGAGCGUCUGUCCCUAUCAUUGGUGUCCUGGCUUAUGCGCUGUUUGAAAUGGUGUUCAAACCACGCCUUGCCGGCGCACAGAGCAUGGCCGGGUGACAAAUGAUGCGCACCCAGUACGUGUUGAAGGAAAAUAAAAGAAGAUUUUCGCAAUUUUUAUAAAUAUAUAUAUAUAUAUAUAUAUGUGUGUGUGUUGAUUUUGUGACAUUUAAACAGCUUUACGUUAAUUUUAAAGAACAUGCUGGUAAGUAGCUAAACUGGAAUUAUGUUCGUCACUAGGCUUUUUUUCGGAAUACCUCCUUGGUAUUUUUAGCAAGGCAGCUAAGGUUAGCAGCUAAAAAUUAGCGCAGCUACAGCCGUUUUCGGACGAGUUGUUUUUGUUGGUUAGAGCCACACUUUGAGGCUUUGUGCCAGCAGGAGUAAAACCACAAGGCUACCAACGUGUUAGUAAUUCUCGCCCGUGUUUCUCUGCCAGUUCUGAACACGGAUUAGGGCGAGUUUUCAGCUCCAGCUAGCGGCCCGAUGUGAGGCACAAAGGAGGUGGGAGAAUUUCGCAACCGAGGAAAUCUGAUGUGACAGCAAAGAGCGAAUAUCAGAUCAUUUCCAGGGCAGAUGAAGUCAUGCCUGACGCGCUGUAUGUGUUGCUCAAGGGACUCCCGGAGCUGGUAUAACCGCGGCUAGCAGGUUCCGUUAGCUUUAGUGUGGGAUUUCAGCCCGUUUUCAAAAUGCCUGGGAUGGUGGUGUUCGGGAGGCGCUGGGGGAUCGCCAGCGAUGAUCUUGUUUUCCCCGGCUGUUUUGAGCUGCUACUCCGUGUAAUCUGGUGGAUUGGUACCAUGAUCUUGUUCACCUAUCAUAAGGGGCACUUUGGUUGUAACGGGGGCGGAGUUCUGCACACCUACCUGGUUGGACUGUUGGUUGUGUUGGGGCUUAUCAUCCUGUCACUCUGUGCCAUUGUCUAUGUCAGUGCCCAAGGCACUAUUACAAAUCCUGGCGCACGGCGCUCCAUGCCUGCCCUCGUGUACCUGCGAGCUCUGCUUUACAUCCCUGAGCUCGUGUGGGCCUGUCUGGGAGCCGUUUGGGUGUCUGAUAACAGCCAAGGUUGUGGUCCAGCCACUGUGGGUGGAGUCAUCACUGCUGUUGUUACCAGCUGGAUCAUCCUGCUGUUUACGGGGCUGGGCGUAGUUUUCGUUUUCGAUCCGAUGGGCAGCCCUCGUCCUCAACCCGGACCCAUUGAGCCUCUGGGAGUACGGGACAUGGAGAGCAGCGGGGGCACCCAGUUCCUGUCCACGGCUCGCUCUCUGGCCACUAAGGUGUGGGAGUGCAGGCUGCGGCUGCUGUGCUGCUGUCUGCCGCAGGACGAGAGCCACCGAGCAGCUUUCUCCAGCAUCUCACAGCUCUUCAGCGACUUCUUCUCUGACACAGACCUGGUUCCCAGUGAUAUAGCAGCUGGGUUGGCUCUGCUGCACCAGGAGCAGGAUAAGAUGGAGCGUAGCAGAGACCCAGAAGAAAUCAUGAGCCACAGCCCUUCCUCACCGAUUGGCCAAGAUCUGCAGACAGAGUUGGAGAAAGCAGCUCACUGCAUGCAGUUUGCUGCAGCAGCUUACGGCUGGCCGUUGUACGUCUACUCCAGCCCCUUUACUGCACCUUGCAAGCUCAGCGGAGACUGCUGCAGAACCCGUGCUCCGGAGUAUGACAUCAUAGGAGGGGACCACCUUGGCUGCCAUUUCUCCUCCAUCCUGCAAACCACCAGUCUGCAGUACAGAGACUUUAUAUAUGUUAGCUUCCACAACCAGAUCUAUGAGAUCCCGUUUUUUGUGGCUUUGGAUCAUAAGAGGGAAGCCGUUCUUGUGGCUGUCAGGGGAACGCUUUCACUAAAGGAUGUUCUGACAGACCUGUCUGCUGAAUGUGAAAACCUGCCCGUCGAAGGAGUGUCUGGAGCUUGCUACGCUCACAAGGGCAUGUGCCAGGCGGCGGGCUACAUCUACAAGAAGCUCGUCAAUGAUGGCAUCCUGAGCCAGGCAUUCUCAAUCGCCCCGGAGUAUAAACUGGUAGUCACUGGUCACAGUCUGGGGGCCGGCACAGCGGCACUGUUGGCCAUCCUGCUGCGCACUUCCUUCCCUACUCUGCAGUGCUACUCAUUCUCUCCACCAGGGGGCCUCCUGAGCAAAGCCUUAGCUGAUUACUCCAAGGACUUUGUAGUGUCAGUAGUGUUGGGGAAGGAUCUGGUUCCCAGACUGAGCAUCCCCAACAUGGAGGAUCUGAAGAGACGGAUACUGAAAAUAGUCACAAACUGCAAUAAGCCCAAAUACCGCAUCCUGCUGCAGGGGUGUUGGUAUGAGCUGUUCGGAGGGGACCCCGACGAUUUCCCCACCGAGAUGGACAGCAGAAGGGAGGAGCAGCUCAGUCAGCCGCUGCUGGGGGAGGAGUCACUGGUGAUCCGCCAUUCGUCGUCCUAUCAGAGCCUGGCAUCAGAUGACUCUCCCGCCCACACAGCUGCACACUUGCCACUCUUCCCACCGGGGCGCAUACUGCACAUCACAGAGGACGGGCCGUCAAGGAGAUCGUGUUUCUCCCAAGUUCGGUACCGUGCCGACUGGUCCAGCGAGAUGGCGUUCCGAGGCAUUUUGAUCAGCCCCAGGAUGCUCGUGGAUCACAUGCCCGACGCCGUGCUUCGAGCCCUGAACAGUCUUUGCAGUGACAGCCACUUCUCCCUCUGCCCGUCAUCGUUAAACAACAACCCGCACACUUCUAUGUGAGAUGCACUAAAAAGAGCCUCCCUCUUCAUGUCCGUGCUCCAAGCUGACUUUUACUCACAUGUUUACAUCCAAUCGAGGAAAGUUCCCACUACUUCCCAGCCGGUGAUCCCAAGUAUUUCUUGAUAUCUUUUGAGCGAGUACUUGUUUAUUGAGCUUCUCAAUUGUACAAUCAUCGGAUUGCGAUGAUGAUGGGAUAUUUGAAUCCGUGGAGCUUUGCCUGAUUUGUAAAAAGAAAACCCAUAGGAGCACAGAGUCAUUUUUUUCAAUUGCACUUUUAAUUACUUAAUACAAAACUUGUGCUUUAUUUUAAGUUACUCCAUGAGCGACUUUAUGCCAUGAUAGUUGAAUGUUGUGUUUACAAUGUGGCUGUGUUGCAGUUCAACUGUAAUGUCAGUGUUUUUGGUUUUUUUUGUUUGAAUGGUGCGCGCUUGAUAAAGAUUGGCCUGUUGCCUUGGGCGGCUUUAGAGCUUUCUGGUUGGAUGGGAAAAAAAUAUAAGAGUAUUCAUAUUGUUGUUGCGUGAUAACUGUAGUUAGGGUGUCUUGUCUUUUUUGUUUUGAAGCAGGGUGAACAGUGCCUAUGAAUAAUUAAGAAUGAAAAGGAGAGCAGUUCUUUACAGAACCACAGUAAGUGAAGUUCAGAGCUGCAGUUACACUAAACUCAAACAUGAAUGGAAGUAAAAAGUCUAAAGAUUGUGCAUUUUUGUUGGAAUUUAUCUGCUUGCUAUAGAUGUUGACAUAUCUUUUAAAAAGAAACUUUUGUCUCUGAAACUUUCAUACCCUACCAGGAAUGCAUUGAAACCUGAAUGCAAAUAAAAGGGUUCGUGAAGUACA